GUUUAACAAAUAGUAGCACUUCUCGCGAGAAAAUAAUGAAAAUUUGAUCAAGUUAUCAAUUCAUCUCGAAGGAAACAGCACACCAACAUCAAUGUUUUGCUGCUCCUCAUCGCAUCACUUUCUCACAAAACCAAACCAGUGAGUAAAGAACCAAUGUUCCCUCAUCAAACCACCCUCAUCAUUCUCCGAGCAACCUCACCUCAAUCCCAACCAAACUUCCCCAUUCUCCGACGACACUUCUGUCUCUGGUCAAUGAAAAAAGACCCAGACUUAGAAUCAGCCCUCUCCCGAAACCGACGCUGGAUAAUAAACAACCAAAUCAAAAACAUAAUCCUCCGUUACCCCAACACCGAAAUCCCAAUCGAAACUCUCCAGAAGAAAUUCAAAACCCUAGAUCUUCAAGGUAAAGCCCUCAAUUGGAUUUCCAAAUACCCCUCUUGUUUCGAACUUCACCAACGUCGCAUUCGUCUCACCAAACGCAUGAUCAACCUCGUUCAUCAAGAACAAACCGUCAGAGAUUCGCUUGAUCCCGUUUUCGCUCAGCGUCUCGCGAAACUCCUCAUGCUUUCGGUUAAUAAUACCCUCAAUGUGUUAAAAAUCAAUGAAAUUAAGAACAGUUUAGGGUUUCCUGAUGAUUAUUUGAUUCGAAUUGUCCCGAGAUACCCCGAUUUGUUUCGGAUUGUUAAUGAGAGUGGGAGGAGGAGCUCUAUGGCGAUUGAAUUGAUUCAUUGGAACCCUAGUUUUGCAGUUUCGGAAAUUGAAGCUUCUGCUUUAGAAAACGGGGUUGACCCGAAUUUCAAAUGCUGUUUGCCUUCUAGUUGGGUGAAAUCGUUGGAGAAGUUUCGGGACUUUGAAUCGGUUCCUUAUGUUUCACCGUAUUCGGAUCCGAGGGUUUUGGUGGAAGGAUCGAAGGAGAUGGAGAAGAGGAAUGUGGGUUUGGUUCAUGAGUUGUUGUCAUUGACUCUUUGGAAGAAGGUUUCGAUUAUGAAAUUGGGUCAUUUUAAAAGGGAGUUUUUUCUGCCGGAUAAGUUGAAUGUGUUGUUGCUUAAGCAUCCUGGGAUUUUCUAUGUUUCUAAUAAGUAUAGGAUUUAUACUGUUUUACUUAGAGAAGGGUAUGUUGGGUCUCAGUUAGUUGAUAAGGAUCCUCUUGUGGUUGUUAAGGAGAAGUUUGGGGAAAUUAUGCAGGAGGGACUUCAUGAGUAUAACCAAAGGCGGCGGCUUGUUAAUAUCGAAAAGAAGAGAAAUAAAGGUGAUCCUUUGAGUAGGGUGGAUGAAGAUGAAAUGAAGGGGAGAAGAAGGAGAAGAAGAAGCAGUGAAGUUUCUGAUGAAGAUGAUGAUGGUGUUGUUGAUGGAGGGAAUGGUAAUAAGUUGGGAGGGUUGCUUGACCCUGAAGAGAGAAAACGGUUUUAUAAAGUUCUUUUCGAUGAUGAUGGUUCCUGAGUAAUGAUUUUCUUAUCCUAGGUUGGCACAGGAUAUAGAUCAGUGUUUCAGAAACCAAAUCAAACGGGAUGGUUUAAGUUUAAUUGGCUGAAUUGUGAGUCGAUAUUGUUUAUGGCUCGGCUAUUUUGGGUGGUUCGACCACAGUUGAUUUGUUUAUUUGAGCUGUUUGGCCGCGGUUUAAAGAAGUUGAACGAUGGUCCAGAGAUCUUGCCAGUAGGCUUGUCUUACUACUGAGUCAGUAAAGGAGAAUGAUUUUGUAAGUUCCAUUCUCGGUAGACUGGUGAAUUGUCACGCAUACCACAGAAUCGGGGUCUGGGCGUGUCAAGUAAAAGUCACUCUGUUCCAUCAUAUAAUAUUUCUUCACUCACUGAAGAUGUAAAAGUAAGAGCCCUUGUAAGAAUUAUGGGUGAAAUUUUACUUUUAUGUGGAAGUAAUAAAAGGGCCGUGAUUGCAACUUUGAGCAUUCCGGGGAAUGAUAUUCAACGUUUUGAAGGAAUCUCAGAGGAUGAGGCUGUUGCAAGCUAACUUAAAGCUCUUUCUAUUGAAUCUUCCUUGGAUCUGCUGAAAAACGUCAGAAACAACUGCUUUUCAGAGGCUUGAAGCAAUUAUUCCUUUAUUCCAAAGUCGUAUGGGGGCAUUGCUCUUCUUAAUCUCUGCUUUACUUUCUCGUGGACUGGUAACGUGUAGAUAAUCAGGAAUAAUUUGAAGUAGCAAGGUCCUGAAGAGAUCACACUUCUUACUUUAUGAGUCAACGUCUAUGUUCUGAUAUGUAACACCAGCGAAGAUGAACGCUUGUCUGUUUUAUUAUGUUGACUUUUUAAUUGUUGAUUUGUUGGAGUAAUAAGAACUCCUUUUUGAUUAAAUAAAUGUUGUUGUUACUUGUGUUGAGGAUUUUUUACGAGAAUGAUAUGUUUAUUCCGCUGCGUUAAUGAAGUUAAAGUUGAGAACAUAUAUUAAUUUAAUUGUUGGUUCAUCCACAUGAUGAGUUAGGUAUCUAUGUAUGUAUGUUUGAGCAGGUUUUUAUCGUUAGUGAAGUGUAGCAUCCUAAUUGUUGUAUUUUAUUUUAUUGAAAACUAGUAAAGGACCCGUACGCCCGCACGGGUCACGUAAAGUCGGUAUAAAUAUUAAAUAAAUAUAAUAUGGUUAUGGUUAAAGUAUUAUAUUAAAAUAUAUAUUAAUUAAGCGAAAUAAUUUCUUCAAUGAUGAUUAUCAUAUCAAUAUUAAUUUAAUUUAUCAAUUUGUAGUUGUUUUAAUUUAUGUUGGAUAAAAAUUAAAAUAAUAUUAGAGAUAAUUAAUUAUUAUUGUUGAUUACAAUUUUAACUCUGAAAAAUAUAGGUCUUGAUAAAAAGUAAAAAAAUAAAUAAAAAUUAAAUAAUGUAGUUAUUAUGUACUGUCAUUAUCAACAAUUUUUAUGGGCUCCCACCCCUAGUAUGUCUACCCGCCUUUUUUUUCCGCAGACGCA
This is a messenger RNA of Vicia villosa (hairy vetch), 2902 nucleotides long. RefSeq names its product protein WHAT'S THIS FACTOR 1 homolog, chloroplastic-like. The record is from RefSeq and is a predicted model, not a curated record. The coding region runs from base 154 to 1440 and encodes 428 amino acids. NCBI's taxonomy places the organism in Eukaryota, Viridiplantae, Streptophyta, Magnoliopsida, Fabales, Fabaceae. The transcript has 4 exons. Gene Ontology annotation, molecular function: RNA binding.